Molecule: messenger RNA, 14668 nt
Organism: Pongo pygmaeus (Bornean orangutan)
Lineage: Eukaryota; Metazoa; Chordata; Mammalia; Primates; Hominidae
Product: BTB/POZ domain-containing protein KCTD5-like
Exons: 3
Coding region: 146-523 (125 amino acids)
Biological process (GO): proteasome-mediated ubiquitin-dependent protein catabolic process; protein homooligomerization
Cellular component (GO): cytoplasm; Cul3-RING ubiquitin ligase complex
Molecular function (GO): cullin family protein binding
Source: RefSeq, a predicted model, not a curated record
UCGGACCAGCCGGCUGCUUUUCCCUGAUGGAACUUCCGGCUGCCGUGUGAGGCUGUGGCCGGCGUUCUACAAGUGCGAACCUGUGGGCGGGAUGGAACACAAAGAGCGCUAUUAAAAGCCGGACCCUUCCGGGCUUGCUGGGAUCAUGGCGGGGAAUCACUGCGAGCUCCUGCCGCCGGCCCGGGGCGGCCUCGGGGCGGGGCUGGGGGGCGGCCUGUGCCGCCGCUGCAGCGCCGGACUCGGCGCUCUGGCCCAGCGCCCCGGCAGCGUGUCCAAGUGGGUCCGACUCAACGUCGGCGGCACCUACUUCCUCACCACUCGGCAGACGCUGUGCCGGGACCCGAAAUCCUUCCUGUACCGCUUGUGCCAGGCUGACCCCGACCCGGACUCGAACAAGGAUGAAACGGGCGCCUAUUUAAUCGACAGAGACCCCACCUACUUUGGGCCCGUGCUGAACUACCUGAGACAUGGCAAGCUGGUGAUUAACAAAGACCUCGCGGAGGAAGAUGAUACCACGAGUUAACCCAAAAGUUGCUGGGGAGAAGUUUCUCUUUAAUGAAUUCCAUCUCAUGAAUGUAUCAGGCUGUGACCUUUCUGCACUCUCUAAUGAGUUAAUGAAUUUACGCCAAUUAUGGCCACGAAUGCUGCUGCUGUCACAGAGAGAUGCCGGAUAAAGAACACCCACCACCAGUCUCUGAACAGGGAGGGGAGAAUCAACUCUGAAUGUGAUGUAGUGGCCAGGAGAGAGGACCAUGUUCCACAACGCCACACAGAUGCAAAUGACCUGUUUCUUCAACAAACUGCAAGGGAAAACAUAAAAAUGGGGGAAGCUACAGAUUAAAAUACAUGUGUUUGGACACAGAGUACUUAAUGGCAAAAGAAAAAGAAAAAAUUAAAAAAUGAAAUUGUGCAAAACUUAUUUGAAUCCUGUUCAAGUGAGCAACAAAACAUUAUGAUGUACAUGAGACAACUGGAAAUAUAACUCUGACUGGACACUUUGAGAUAUUAAGCAAUUACUGUUCAUUUUUAUGUAUCAAACAGUAUGGUAUUGUGGUUACGCUUUUAAAAAGAUUUGUAUUUUAGCAAUACCUACUGGAAUUUUUACAGGGAAAACCGACUGAGGAUGCUGGGCAUCAGGUCACUAGCACCGAGUGGAUUUUUUACAAUAAGCAGUAAUUCUCCCCAGCCCCAUGCAUCAUAGCCAAUCCUAAAUGAAUGCCAAUCUGGAAAAGACCAAAAUAAACCAUGGGAAGAUGGGAAGAGCUGCUCUUGGUGACGGGAGAAUGGGGACUCCCUCUUAUUGGGCAAAUUCCACUUUCCAUCAUGCAGGAAAAUCCAUCUUGAAGGCAGCUCCUCUCUGUGCCGGCGGUGGGUGAUCCAGCCUAAGCUAGAAUGGCGGCAAGCUCAAGGCAGCUGUGGCCCUCAGGAGAGCGUCUGGAGUCCGCAGCACAGUGGGAGGCGCAAUGGCAGCUGGUCUGAGGGUCUGGACGAGGGCCAUGCACAGAUGGGGACAGAGGAGCCACUGUAGUGACUGAAGCCCACGGCGUCCACCCUCUCCAGCCAGCCCCGUCCACACCUGAAGUCCACAGCGUCCACCCUCUCCAGCCAGCCCCGCCCACACCUGCGGCCUUCCUCUCCUUCCUGUUUGGUGAGUGGUGCCUCCACACCUGGCUGCAUACCAGAAAGGCCUGCACAGGUCAGAACACAGGUUUCCAAACCCCACUCCAAGUCUGAACCUCCAAGGACACCCCGAGCUCCCCGAGGUUCUUGCACAGAGGGCACAGGCCAGAGACAGCCCAGGUGAGAAGCUUACUCUGAGUCAGCUGCCCUCACCAAGAUACAUCCACAGGCUCCUGUGCAAGGAGAGGAGGCAGAAGUCCUCUCUGCCAGGAGGUCCUCCUCAAUCUCCCAAGCCCACACCACUGCCCUGCUCCACCUCCCACCACCUCCCCCUGCAGAUACGGGGGCCACCCUACCCACCCCACAGGAACCAUGGGAAAACCUGCCUCCCUCUAGGAGGAGGGCGUGGCACAGCUGCUGCACAGGUAAGGAACCUCGCUAUGCCUUGCUCCCAUCAACACUUUUAUUCUAGAUUUGAAGAUGUUUUGGGGAAGCCAUCUCUGCACAAAAGAAGUCAACGCAGGAAUAAAUUCCAAGAUACUGAACUACCUCAAACAGAAAAUAAGUUACUAAAAUUAAUCCUCCACAUAAAUUGUAGUUUUUUCCUUUUCCUCAAAGAAGGGGAAAAGAACCACCAACUCAUCUAUACACACAAGCAACCGGCCCUGGUUUACAAUGAUGCAAAGACUUUUAGCCUCCUGCUACCAAAAAGCAAAGGUUUAUUUCAUGAUUUCUUCUUUCUUUUCCAGAGACAGGCUCUUGCUCUGUCGCCCAGGCUGGAGUGCAGUGGCAGGAUCACGGCUCACUGCAGCCUCAAUCUCCCAGGCUCAGGCGAUCCUCCCACCUCAGCCUCCUGAGUAACUGGGACUACAGGCACGCACUACCACGCCCAGCUAAUUUUUGUUUUUUUAUCUUACGUGGAGACAGGUUUUGCCGUGUUCCCCAGGCUGGUCUCAAACUCCUGGGCGCAAAUGAUCGACCUGCCUCCGCCUCCCCAAGUGCUGGGAUUACAGGUGAGCCACUGUGCCCAAGCUAUUUCACUAUUUCAUCAGCGCACUUAAAUGCCUAUUUUUUUAAGUGGCUACAGGGCAACAAGACUAUCCCUGUGCCAAAUACCAGAUUCUAAAGAAAAUCUACCCACGUAACAAACCUGCACGUGGAUCCCCUGAAUCUAAAAUAAAAGUUGAAAUUAUGAAUAAAUAAAGCCUUGGAAUAAGGGAGGGGGAAAAAAAAAGAAAAUCCACAUGAAGGGAAAAACGCCCAGAGCAGAGCCCAGGGAGGUGGUUCCUGAGGCUGACUGCGGGCACAGCCCAGAGAGCGGUUCCCGGGACUGACUGUGGGCAGAGCCAGCCCGCAGCGCUCCUGACCCCACGGAAUGUUGUGGGCUCAUCUCUGGGCAGGAAGUCAGCACAAGGACAGCAAGACACUGACAGAUCCUAAGAAAGCUUACGAGACAGAAGUUCCUGUUUGGUUCAACUUUGUCACAGACAACACUGAGGGAGAUGAGGUUACACUGUGUACACAGAAAUAGGAUUACCAGUCAGUAAGACGGUUACUAUUUAACAGGAAUGAGUCAAACAGAUCAAGGUUUCAGGGCAUGUCUGAAACACCAGGAAGACCGCCCUGGCUUUGUGCAGCUUUGGGCGGGAGGUGCGCAUUCCGGCAUGCCACUGGACGGGGAGGGGAACGGGGCUACAAGAGGCAGCGGACGGCAGCAGGACUAAGCCACCCUAGAAAACAAGAGGCUCCGGCUUGAUUGCUGGUUUCAAUCUUAGCCCCAAAAAGGUGAUGUUAUUUAUUUAUUUAUUUAUGAGACGGAGUCUCACUCUGUUGCCCAGGCUGGAGUGCAGUGGCACGAUCGUGGCUCACUGCAACCUCUGCCUCCUGGGUUCAAGCGAUUCUCCUGCCUCAGCCUCCUGAGUAGCUAAGACUACAGGCACGCACCACCACGCCCAGCUAAUUUUUUAUAUUUUUAGUAGAGACGGGGUUUCACCACGUUAGCCAGGAUGGUCUCGAUCUCCUGACCUCGUCAUUCGCCCGCCUCGACCUCCCAAAGUGCCGGGAUCACAGGCUUCUUUUAUUUUUUAUUUAUUACUACUAUUUUUUAACAGUUGAUCGCUCUGUUACCCAGGCUGGAGUGCAGUGGGAUCAUCCUAGUUCACUGCAUCAUCAAUCUCCCAUUUCAGCCUCUCGAGUAGCUGGGACUACAGGUGUGUGCCAUCACACCAGGAUGGUUUUUGGCUUUUUUGUAGAUAUGGAGUCUCACCAUGUUGCCCAGUGGCUGGUCUCAAAUUCCUGGCCUCAAACGAUCCUCCUGCCUCAGCCUCCCAAAGCCCUAGGAUUACAGGUGUGAGCCCCCAUGCACAGCCAGGGUGAUGUUUGAGGAUUCUCAGAGAAGUUCCCAGAUCCAAGACAAGAUCUUAGGGCCUCCAUGACUGUGCAGAGAUGAAAGCACCAAUUGACAGAAUCUCAGCCAGAGCCCUGAGUGUGAAAACACAGGGCUGGAAACGCCCGGAAGGGAAAGAUAAGGCCCGGUGGAGGAAACGAGCAACUACCUCAAGGUGCCGAGAGAGGCCCCACAGGCACCAGCUGGGUACCUCCCAGCACACAGAAUACAGGGCCAAUUCCUAAGAAACAGAAAAGCCGAGCUGAGUCCGGAGGGCCUGCCUUGCUGAAGGGCCUGCUCUCCACCCAGCUGUGCUCUCCUGCAGCUACUGGGGGCCGGCUGGCCGUCCGUGGAGACGAGGCCAGAACCACCACCGCUCUGUGCUCACGGUUCCCCUUUUCCACACGAGAGCAGCUACAACAACACGGUCACUUCUGUCUGAAUCUUUCCUCCACCAACAAACCUGCACUCACGUCCCUCCAAACCGGGCUCCAGCACCUCUCACCCCUACAGAGCCCUCUAUGGAGGCCUUUCUCUGACGGGCACCCCAAGCCCAGGCAGAGGCCCAUGCACCACUUGGAGGCCCUUGGACCCAGCCUCUUGACCCAGACAGACUCCAGCAAUCACCCGAGGUUCAUCUUCAAGGUCACUUAUAAUGCACACAGCAGCCUUCAGCUUCCCCAAACCUCAUCCCAAGGCUUUAUCUUCUCUCUACCCAGCACUCCGGAGCAGUCUUCGGAAUUUCAACUGCCUUUCUUUACACCUCCAGAGUUUGUGAUUUCUACCCAAUAAGCACCUGAAGGGCAUCGAGACGCCCCCGGCCGGCUAAGACAACCUAGGCCACUUCUCUGGCCCGAGUGGACUUUCAGCAACGUCUCCGACGGAGUUGUCACAACAUGGUCCAAGGCUAGAAACUACCCCUGGGAACAGGACUCGGAGGCUUUGUGAUGACAAACAUGCACGUGGCCAGCAGGGAGACAGACGGACAGGUAACGGAGGGAGGGCACUGAGGUACAGGGAUGUGCGCCCCCAGAUACUACCUGCAAUACAGGCAGGAGGAGCCAGGAGCUGACCACACCGGCUCCACAUCCUGCACGCGGAUGGCUGGGUACGAAUGUGGCCCCCUGCACUGUCCAGAAGACGAGUAGGGAGGAUGAACCAGAGCAGGCGCUGAGGAUGAACCAGUGACCUCCCGCUCUACACCAACACACGCUGCCUGGGCCCCCCCCCCCCCCACCAGGAAGACCUGCUGGCGUGGCAGGGUCUUGCCCAGAGAAAGUUCAAGAUCUGUUUGAGAACAGCCAAGGUAUCCCCACCUCAGUCGCUGAUGAAGAUGACACAAUGCAACACACUCCUCAGAAGUCGCUUUCCAUCUGAAGCACAGAGCCGGGCUCUGCUAGAAAUAAAACUCACACACCUUGUUUGCUCUCUGGGGAUAAGACUUUUGCUGUUCCAAAAUCUGUGAUCUGGAUGUGCAUAUCUUCAUUUAACAAAAUGUUUUCCGGUUUAAGGUCCCUGUAAAAGUAGAUUUUCACAUUUGAGAAGAAAUACUUAAAACAGCAACAUUAUUACAUACUCUAAAUUUUGCUGAAAACAAAAUGAACGAAUGAAUGCAUAUGAUCCUUACAGACUGACAACCAGGGCUACAGGCCUAAAGCUCACAAGCAACAAGUGUUGACUGUACACAGUAGGGAUUCACCACCUCACAUCUCCACGUCAUUCUAAUUAGCUUUUUAAUGAAGUAAAAUCUACCAUUUUUAACGCACAAAAUGAAAGCUAUGCACACUUCUGAGCUGACUUUAUCAGAAAGUCAUGAAAAAUGAGACCAGAAAGAAGUACACACAGAAGCUACAACUGAAAAAGAUAAAAAGCAUCAGUCAAGAUGGUGAAAAGAAUCAUUAGCUCGCCAAGAAAGACGCGCGACCAUUUGAUGUGGUAUUUGCAGGAGAGCCUCUCCACGUCAGCGCUCCAUGGACGUGCGGCCUCGCCUUGGCGCUCAGGCUGUGGCAUAGGCAGGCAUCUCAGUCACACCCAUCCAGGGAGCACUCCAACCAGGCUGACCUCAAGGGCGGGGGCCAUCUGGGCAUCGGCUGUGGCCUGUGAGCCAAACGGUCACUGGCCCUGAUCAUUAAACUGACGUCCUGCAAACCCCACCCAGCCACCCCCGAGGUUACCUGUGAAUGAUGCCCUUGCCGUGCAAGUACUCUAAAGCAGACACAAUCUCAGCCGUGUAAAAUCGGGUACAGGUCUCAUCGAAUGAACCGAUUUUGCGAAUAUAUUUAAGUAGUUCUCCAUUUUUGGCAUAACUAAGGCCGAAAUCUGAAUAUUGUGCAGUUAAGGAAGUGUAAAAAUCCUUUGUUUUGUUUUGGAGCAGGUUUACUCCGUUGCCCAGACUGGAGUGCAGGGGCACAAUCAUAGCUCACUGCAGCCUCAACCUCCCUGGCUCAAGCGAUCCUCCCACCUUAACCCACCCAAGUGGCUGGGAAUAUAGGUACACGCUACCACGCCUGGCUCAUGUUUUUUAUUUUGUAAAAGCCAUUUUUUGAAAACUAACCUUAAAAGUCUGAUAAGAAUUUUUAAUUAAAUGCAAACUGAAAGUACCCGUGGCCCAAGACAGUCAUGUCACUGGAUCUGACGGGCAUCCCAGGCCCCAACUCCAAGACGAGGCACCAGCACGAUGAGGGAUUUCUCAUCAAGAACACCAUCACACGGUCUCGAGGAAACAGGAACAGAGCCUCUCAGCCCCGACUGCCCCUCUGGCCCCUGGCCGUGUUUACGGCCUCAGUGAACGGGGACCGCUGGAGACAGGGCCUACAGACGCCAACCAAAAAGCGCAUAUAACUCACGUGCAGGCUUCAAUGCACAAAGAUCCUGGGGGCCGGCGGAGCAGGGUCGGAGAGCGCGGCAGCCCCUGCCCUGAGACCCCGGCUUUAUGUGCUGCGCGUCCACGCGUGGCACUGCCCCUUCCAUGCAGGCUCCUUCCGUGGACAAAGUGACACAUUUUGUUUUGUUUUGUUUUAAGAUGCAGUCUCGCUCAGUCGCCAGGCUGGAGUGCAGUGGCGCUACCUCGGCUCACUGCAACCUCCGCCUCCCGGAGUCGAGCAAUUCUCCUGCCUCAGCCUCCCAAGUAGCUGGACUACCAGCGCGUGCCACCAUGCCCAGCUAAUUUUGGUAUUUUUAGUAGAGACGGGGUUUCCCCAUGUUGGCCAGGAUAGUCUCCAUCUCUUAUCCUCGUGAUCUGCCCGCCUCGGCCUCCCAAAGUGCCGGGAUUACAGGCGUGAGCCACCACACACAGCCAAGUGACACAUUUUGUAAGACAAAAGCCAUUUCGUGAACUUCUACACUCAUGAAGUGUGUCUGGGAGGCCCCCUCCUCUGGGCACCACUGCCCUACGAUGGCUCCAUCUGUAGCCUCCUUUUCCCAGAGGACUUAAGACCGACAAUAAAUGGAUCCCAGAUACAGAUUCCCCUGGAAGCGGCAAACGUCCAUCCCCAUUACCGGAAACCUCCAGAUACUUCACACUUACUGGCAGCCCAGGACACGGGGACCCAAAUCCUUGCCUGCCCUGAGCAGUGGCUCUCGAGGCCAGGAAGGGGGGCUCGUGCUCAGAGCCAGGCUGGCCUGCCUGCUCAGUUCUGGCUUCUGUUUGCCAGGGUACCAUCAUCUCCCACCAAGGAUGAACCUGAAGCUUCAGGGCAACGAGGAGAAACCCAGAAGGGAAGGGACUUGCAACCAAGGCUGCCCAAAGUGGCCCCUGUCCAGGCCCAUCUCUAAAUACAACCCACACCGAGGAUGCCUGGUGGGGCAGAAGUCCCUGGGUCUCGUUCCUGUCAGGGGCGAGUAAACCUUCACAACCUCCCGGGGCUUUGGAAUUUGACUUAAUGACGAAGGGCAACAUGAACCACUGGACAAAGACCUGGAGUUCCCACUACCUGCACCGCUCUGGCCAAUCCCAUUUGGAAAUCAGUCAGCAAGAUUCGCUCUCCUCUGGAAUCUGAGCCCCUGGGAGGAGAGGAUGGGAGACGUCAAGCGUGUGCAAUUCUGUCGCAGCCUCACAACCAACAAGCAGCCGUGUUCCGAGGGCUCUGCGGGAAGCCCAGAGGGACUCCCGUGGCUCAAACGGGGGCAGAGACAUGCAGGGCCCCGGGGCACGUGAAGGUGAGAGACAGAACAUACCGUGAAGCAGCCACUGACAGCGAGAGACAGAGGCAGGAACAGGGAUGACACUGGAGGACAGCAGGCCUGCCUGGAGGCCAGCAUUCUCUAAAACCUUCCACAAACCAAAAGCAAAGCCCGCCCCGGGCCACGUGCCUGGCAGCUGCUCAGUCACUGCCCUGCUCCUCUCUAGGCAAAAUCCCAGGGAAGCACCUUGCGUCGUCUCCAUUUCCUCACCUCUUACUCUUCCUUGAACAGUCCCCCCAAGAAACUGCCUACCCACCAUCAACACUUGGCACAGGGCAGAUCCACGGGUCAGGCUGUGUGCACCUGACUGCUUCAUAACCCCUGGGUGGGCAGCCAGCACCCUCCAUCAGAAACCGUUUAAUCCCGUGGCCUCUGGAUCUCCAUCAUUCGAACUCAGGAGCAACACCCCAUCACAAUCUCCUGUCCUCGGUGGGCCCCUCCUCGUGUUCACCCCUGCACUGGGGGAACCCAGGCUCCACUCACAGAGGAGCCGACCUCUGGGCAGCCUGCCAGCUCGCUGUGAAAGUCCUCACGGCCCUGACUCCUCCUGGAGCUCUGCUGGCAGCACCUAAGUGCCCACUCAGACCUGAAUGGCGGCACCAGCGGAUGCAUGAAAUGCCAGCCCAGCACCCGCCCCGGUCUCUCCCAGCUCAGCGGCAGACACCGCUGUGCAUUAGGCUUGAGGGCCACCUCCCAGGAGCCGCCCGACUCCAUUCUCUCGACCAGUCUGUUCAUAAGACCUCAACCACGGCCCCUGCCCCUGCUCUCCUGCCCAUUCUCUCACCCGGCCUAGGAGCAGCCAGAGCAAACCCCACAUUCCCCGCCACAAAGAGAAGGAAGUCCAGACUCAGUGCCAGGAUGCCACGGCUCAGGGGCCCAGCCCACCACAGCCUUUCAUGCCCCCCAACACACACUCCUGCCCAGGAGUUUAAAGAGCCCCACACUGCCGCCAGCCCCUACCCAGCCCUAAGACUCUUGGCAGCAUAUCUUGCUGCCGGGAAGCCUCUCACACGGAUCAUCAGUGCAUGUCCAGCUCCUCCACCAACAUCCAAGCUUCUCGACGGCAGAGACGCCACCCGGCAUACCAGCACUUCCCCAUCACCCAUCAACCUGCACUUGGCAAGCACCUCCAAACAAAGAGAGCACACACACUCCGCCGGCAGCCGAAGGAGCUGCAGGAUGGUGCUAAGAGUGGGAGCAGGCCAGAACAAAGCUCUAACACAGAAGAGCCGGGUGCUCGGGAGAGACGGGGAGGACUCAGGCCCCUCCCCAGGCAGAAUGGGGACGCCACCGCACUUGGGCCAGCUUGGAGGGCGGCGGGGGAGGAAAAGAGCAGAUGCAGACUGCACCUGCUGGGGGCGACAACGGUGUGGCGUGGCCAGCCCAGCCACUGGCAGGCCCACAGGUCAGCUGGAUGGGGCAGAGGUGGGGCCCACCCCAACCGCCACCGGGCCUUGCCUCCCAGAUUCCUGAGCCAAGGUUUAAUAACAGAAAAGAUGGCGCUCUAGGGGAGCAAGGGACACCGACCAAGCAAGCCGCAGCAGAGAGGACUGUGCUGGAGCCACAUCAAUGGCUUCUCCGGGAGGUAACGUCCUGUGCAGACUCACGGCCACACCCUGGCGCUGCCUCGGCUGCCUCCCUGAAUGUCAGCGGCCUGAGGGACCCCACUCGGCAGGGAGCGGGGGCUGCUUGUGGGAACACACAGGGUCUGAUUCCAAGUGAGAGGGGUGACUGGUGUGGCUUCAGACGGCACCAACCACGCAAAGGAUACACAGCUUCUCGUCGUCCUGAAAUGUGAAGUAAAGCUUAACAAAGAAGGGGUGAUCCAGGCGCGACAUGACAUCCCGCUCUCUGGUUACAUACGGGACCUUGUUCUCUUUUAUGAUAUGUCGCUUCUCCAGAAUUUUAACUUCAGGUGAGAGAGAAGUGAGUUACUAUCAGAAACAACAAAAAACACUAAAGACAUGACUCACAAAGGUAACUGGUACAAAUUAAAGUCUUUCAAACAUUGUACACACCAGCCUGGUGGUCUCUAAAGCCAACAGUGUCCUGUACCCUGAAAUCAGCACAGAAACCCCGGCCCUGCCACCCCGACUGCCCUGCACGGAGCCGCUGGCCCUGCUCCCAGACGCACAGCUCCCUGCAGCCCAUACUCACUCGCGUAUUCUCUGGAGGUUGCCAGUUCUCGAGCCAGGACAACCUGGUUUGGAAAGAAAAGGAGAAAAAGAAACACACAAUGUAAUAACCGGGACACUGGGUCUGACAAGUCCCUCUGCCCCACGCGCACGCUUCCUGUCCCCACUGAAGGCUUGAAUCUACCGUGAAAUAUUUUGGGUCUUGUACUGACAAGUAGAGCUAAAAGCCAAUGCUCGUGUUGAUGUGUUCUAACAGCUAAGAGAAAACAUAUCCAUCUCUCCAUUGUUUUCAGAAGCUUCUUGAUCAGCUGUAAUAAGUCCUAACGGUGCAACACAAGUAUAAAUUCAUGAGCCUCUUCGACUGCCACGCCCUUCACCAACAGUAGGAGUGGUAGGGCACAGGGGCUUCUUCGAAAACAAUAUGUCCUUCUAGUAUACGUUCAUUGCAAAGCCUGCCCUGAAUUUUCAUUUUUGGAAAUAAUUGUUAUCAUACAUUUCGUAUGAUGGCGCUUGCGGAUACCAUGAAGAGAGCCUGGCUGUAAAGGACACAGGGAGCUAAACCAACAAUGCAUGGCCCUGUGUGCCCACAAGAGGGAGCCACCUUCCCAGGAUGCAGCAGGCCUCCUGCCCUGUCCUCUCCUUAGCACCCCUGAGCCCUGCACUCAAACCCCACCUCGGAGACAGAGCACUCCAGCAGGGCAGGCAUCCCAAACAGGGGAGAGACCCUCCACUCGGACUAGCCUGGGGCACACCCUGAGGCACCAGACUGGAAAUUCCUGGUGGGCCCACAGUUUAGCCAGAGCGCGUGAGACAGCUGUGCCAGGGAGGCCCCACCACCACCAAGUGGUACACAAGUGUCUCCUAAGACACCCACAGGGGGACGGCCUGAGGAGCAGGGAGCAGAGGAAACCUGUCCCGUUACAUUCCUGGGGGCUGGCAGGAAGACCUUCAGGAGGCCACAGGGCCAGGUCCACCUGGCCCUGGGCUGUGAGCCGCAAUCCGGGGCAGGACUCCUGACGGGACACGUCAGAAGAGAUCCUGGAAAGCACCACGUGAGACGCCCUGCGGCGCUCAAGAAGAAUGAAGUUGGAUUCUGGGGACUCUACGUACUCAAGAUCUUCCCAGAGGAAUACGCCACGCAUGGAUGGCUCUCAGCUGCCGGGGAGAAAGGGGAAGUGGGCCGGGCAGGGCUCCCCUCUCUAGCUUAUGUGUUUCUGUGAGGUCACGUUUCUCCACAAGAGCACGUGCUAGCUUCAUAAGUAGAAAAAAGGAAGAAAGAAUUGUGAACGAGCACUGAUAUUUAGUGGAACCCUUUCUAAGGGGAUACUGAUGUCAUCUUUCUGUUGUCUAAACUCAACACUUCACAAGCAGGUUUCCUACAGGAAGGAAGGAUCCUCUUCCAGAGAACGGCACGUGACGUGUCCCUCCCUGGAGGUUGUGACCGUCCUCAGGGGGCCUCCCGGCUCUCCAGUGCUGCACCUGGCUCUUGCCCAGCCUCCUAACUAUCACUGUCCUUUCCCCCUCCCCUGGAAAUCAACUUUUAUGUGAUCUCUAGUUCAGGAAAGCUGAGAGACAACUGAGGGUAACACAUGUAAUCUGAGACCCAGUACUGUGGAUUCCAAACAGCCCCAUGGAGGAGCCUCCAGCUCACCGUGCUCUCCCGGGCACCUCCCUGCUGCAGGUUCAGAAAGACACGGACCACAGCCCCUGGAGGGACAGUGCCUGCUCUCCACCCAUCUCCAGAACCCAGGGGAAACAGGCAGUUUCACAAAUGAGUCUUCCUUUUUCAGUCAAGAUAAAUGUAAGGGCCAUGUAUGGUGGCACAUGCCUGUGGUCCUAGCUACUCAGGAGGCUAAGGCAGGAGGAUCGCUUAAGCCCAGGUGGUGAAGGCUGCAGUGAGCUAUGAUCACACCACUGCACUCCAGCCUAGGUGACAGAGCAAGAUCCUGUUUCUAAAAGCAUAAAUACAUACAUAAUAAAGUUAAAUUAAAAAGAGAAAUAUAAGGAAGUAAAACUGAGGCCAAGCACAGUGGCUCACGCCUGUAAUCCCAACACUUUGCAAGGCUGAGGAGAGACACUCACUUGAGCCUAGGAGUUCAAGACCAGUCUGGGCAACAAAGUGAGACCCUGUCUCUACAAAAAAUUUUAAAAUUGGCUGGGCACGGUGGUGCAUUCCUGUAACUGCAGCUACUUGGGAAGCUGAGGUAAGAGGAUCACUUGAGCCCAGGAAGUCGAGGCCGCAAUGAGCUAUGAUCAUGCCACUGCACUCAAGCCUGGGCGACAGAGCAAGACUCUGUCUCAAAAAACAAGUAAAGCUGAGAAAAGAAGAGGCCUCUUCUUUCACUGGGUGGUUGUAAGCAGCCAUGCAGAAUGCCCAAGGUUUUCCAAAGAGUUUCUUCUUCCUGAAAGGAUCUGAGUCCCCAGACUUUGGGGACUAGUCUCGUGGUUGAAGGUAUUUUUCAUGAGCGCAUAAUCCUUUUAUAAAAAACUUAUGUCAUAAAACCUGCAAUUUAAAAAAUCUAAAGUAUAAGGGCAGCAAAAGUUAACAUUAAUUAAAACAAUAUGUUGGGAAUAUGGGUAAGCUGUAUUUCACGUUUUUCUUUGCAUUGUGAAAUAUUUCAUAUAUGUAAAAAAGAGAAAAAAGGAAAAUAAACCUCACAUAUGGUUUCUCCACAAAGGUCAGGCAAGAAAGAAUUAUUCAGGAACUCACCGAGGCCCCUCCAGUGAGGUGCCCCCAGGGCUCCCUGGAAUGGCCCUAGCACACACACGGCGGCCACCUUGGCGACCACAGUGGCGGCACGGGACUCUGUCUCUUUAUAGAGGCCCAGAUGGAGACAGUGCACCCCGAGUUGCUCAGGCCUCCCCUCAACCUGUUACAACCUUCACUAAAUCCACAACCACACACGGCUUCAUGGGUCCCACAUCAGCAAAACGUCCCAUGUCGGCUGCUUUGAACCUUCAUUUCUUUGCUUUCAGAGGAAAAAACACCCCGAGACAGGUAACAAGUGUGACGUGACAGUACUGCGACAAUACUCCUGUUUGUGAAACUCGGAACACAAGAAUCUGGAGGCUGUGUCUCCAGCAAAUGUCCAGAGCGUACUGUUUUAUGUAUUUAAAAAAACAAAACAGAGAAAUAAGAAAAGGUCAAUAAGUGUCCCCAGAAAGCUCUGGAGAGAUACUAACUUUCAAUCUAAGAAAAAGAACAGGUUCCCAGGGCCCUGCCAGUGAGACACAAGGACACAGAAUGUAACUUGCUGAUGCCAGGUUAAAAUGCAAUUAACUACAUUAGAAAAAACCUCCACAGACCAUCAAGAGAUGUGUCUAACGUUCUCAUCUACAAAACCAGGUUACAUAUUUAGCCACACUCAUCACGUGACCUGCUUGGGGGGUACCCAGCCCCCAAAGGCUCAAGUGGCCUUCACAACAGGUGACACCCCUCAAGGGACCUGAGACCUCCUGCCCGGAAGGACACCAGCCUUGCUUGGAGUCUCUGGCAAGCCCCGAGGAAGGUGAGCCUCCCCAAGGAAAUCACGUGCAUUAGACACAAAGCAGCAGCAAACACUCACCGUGGAAAAAGAGCCUUCCCCAAGAAUUUUCCCAAACUUGAAGUCCUCAGGCCGCUUCUUCCGAGGCUGCGGCGGCGGUGUGCUCCAGGGAGCCGGUGCCAGGCCGAGGCUCGGAUGCGGUGCCGUCCAUGGCGGGGCCCUGCCUGCUGCCACCAGGAAUGCCAGGGGCUGUGCUGGACUCAGUCUGGGUCCUCACCAUUGAUGGGGAUGGGCAGGAACAUAACACCACUCUGGACUGGAUGGGUACGGCACCAUACUGGGGGACUGUAAAAAGUAAAGUAGAGGUUCUUCUUCAAAGACUUUCCUCCCCAUUUAAUUAGGAAUAAAUAGUAACUUCUCUGAGAAGCAAAACGUAUUCAAAGACCUCUGCUAACAUUCUUAAAUAUCUACUAGCCGUGAUAAUCAAUGUACUUUAUGUUCUCAGCUCCCACAAUUUAGCCUAAAUACUUGCCCUAACAUGCUUAUACUGGUCCAAUCAAACCAGUUCGUCUUCCUUAUUUGAAAGUGUUUUUACCUUUCUCAGCAUUCCGUAAGUUACUUCCUCCUUCCUUUGUUUUCUUCUACCUUUGCCUCUUUUAAAAGUUCUAAGUUGCCAGCCAAUCGGGAGAAAUACAGAAUGUGAGGUCCCAUUCUAGCCAAUGGAAACUGGACACAGCAGUAGGUGGACGCGUCAGGUUAUAAAUGACCCUGUCUCCUUUGUUCAGUGUACUCUCGUGGCAAAAUUGCUGGUGAGUGUACCCUUUCUCCAGGAAAUAAAAAUGGCCUUACUAAAUAAAUUA